CCGAUCUCUCGUCCCUUCAGCAGCCGUCAACACCGCUGCAGGCAGCCACUGUCUCCUGCCCCGCGUCGCUUGGCCGUGUGGUCCACUUCCCGCGCAGUCACCCUCCGCCCUGCCUCCUCAAGGUUGGAUGUUCAAGCGGCUCUUUGGUGGCAGUGAAGGUGGCGUCGGCGGCGGCCCCAGCUCCAGCAAGCCGCCGCAGUCUACUGUGAGCCAGCGAAGCCAGCGCAGCACGAUUGAUGCGAUUCAGAAGCUUGGCGAGACUGAGGAACUGCUUUCUAAGCGUCGGGACCUGCUAGAGAAGAAGAUCGCAGCGGAGCUUGAGCGGGCAAAGGUUUUCUUGAAGCAGAAUAACAAGCGCGCGGCCACCAUGGCCCUGAAGAAGAAGAAGCUUUAUGAGAACCAGCUGGAGCAGGUGGAGAACAACAUUCUGCGGGUGAAUGAGCAGCAGAUGGGGCUGGAGAACCUGCGCACCACGGUGGAGACGGUGGAUGCGCUGCGCACGGGCGCGCACGCAUCCAAGGCCACCAUGCAGGAGAUGAAGAUAGACGAUGUGGACCGCGUGCUAGACGAGAUCAAUGACCAGACGGACCAGAUGCGGCAGAUCCAGGAUGCCAUGGGGCAGCCCAUCGGCGCCGCCGCCGACAUCGACGAGGAUGAGCUGCUGGGGGAGCUGGAGGAGCUGGAGGCGACCCAGCUGGACGAGGCGAUGCUCAGCGAGACGGCGCCGGUGCCCGCCCACAAGAUCCCCGCCGCCUCGCUGCCCGCCAUGCCCUCUGCGCCCACCACCAAGGCGCAGCCCGCGGCUGCCGCCAAGACUCCAGAGGAGCUGGAGCUGGAGGCGCUGCAAGCGGAGAUGGCCUUGCCCGAAAACUCGGCGCCGCCCGAGAUUUUUUACAAUGAGGACGAGGCCCGCAAGUACACAGAGAACAGCCGCAUGGUGACUAUCCAGACCACCCUGACGGAGCGGGCGCUGGAGCUGCUGGCGCUGCCGGACGACGGCGAGCCCAAGCUGCUGCUGGACCUGGGCUGCGGGUCGGGGCUCAGCGGCGAGGCGCUGACCGAGCGCGGCCACGUCUGGGUGGGCCUGGACAUCAGCAAGGCCAUGCUGGAUGUGGCGGCGGAGCGGGAAGUGGAGGGCGACCUGUGCCUGCACGACCUGGGCCACGGCCUGCCCAUCCGCCCCGGCACCGCAGACGGCGCCAUCUCCAUCUCCGCCGUGCAGUGGCUGUGCAACGCGGACACCAGCGCCAACGAGCCGCGCAAGCGCCUGCGCCGCUUCUUCGACUCACUGUACGCGUGCCUGGCCAAGGGCGCGCGCGCCGUGCUGCAGAUCUAUCCGGCCAACACCGAGCAGGCGGCGAUGAUGACCAACGCCGCCAUGCGCGCCGGCUUCAGCGGCGGCCUGGUGGUGGACUUCCCGCACAGCACCCGCGCCAAGAAGUACUUUCUGGUGCUGAUGGUGGGCGGCACGGCGGCGCUGCCGCAGGCCAGGGGCCUGGACGGCGGUGAGCCCGAUGAGGAGGAUGCGGCGGCGGAGGUGUAUGUGGGUCACAGGAAGACCAAGCGGCGAAAGCAGGGGCACGGCGACAAGGCCUCCAAGCGGGACUGGAUUGUGAGGAAGAAGGCGCAGCAGCGGUCGCGGGGGUACACCGCCGUCAAGCCCGACAGCAAGUACACGGGGCGCAAGCGGAAAGACAGGUUCUGA
Molecule: messenger RNA, 1705 nt
Organism: Chlorella variabilis
Lineage: Eukaryota; Viridiplantae; Chlorophyta; Trebouxiophyceae; Chlorellales; Chlorellaceae
Exons: 12
Coding region: 128-1705 (525 amino acids)
Biological process (GO): vacuolar transport; rRNA (guanine-N7)-methylation
Cellular component (GO): nucleolus
Molecular function (GO): rRNA (guanine) methyltransferase activity
Source: RefSeq, a predicted model, not a curated record